Durusdinium trenchii is the source of this 1900-nucleotide messenger RNA. Lineage: Eukaryota; Dinophyceae; Suessiales; Symbiodiniaceae. The record is from the annotation of a GenBank genome assembly.
GAAUGGAUGAGAGGUCAAAGAGAGCUUGGCGUGGACUUGGAAGGGAAGCCAACAGGAUACUUGGGCGCUCGUGUGAGCAAGAGGCUUUGCACGGACCUGUUUGCUCGCGGAGUUUGUCGAGGAGCGGUCGAGUGCGCAAAUUUGCUUUUGCACGCUGAGAGCAAAGAUCCCACUUCUGCUGAAAGCAUCAAGACUGCACCUCUCACCGACAUUGCGCUUGUCUACCCCAUACAAUUGCUGCAGGCCGUGAGAGCACAGGAGCAUUGGCCAAAGGAAACUACCAGGGCCAUCGUGGACAAGCGCUGUGAUACCGCGAGGAAAAUCACAGAGUGUCCUUUCUGGACUGUCUAUGGCGCAAGAGGACGGCACCCCAAGGUACACAUGCUUUCAGCGUAUGAGUUCGCGCGGGAAUUCGACUUCGAUCUGGCGACCCAUCCAUUGAGCAUGAAGACCCAUCAAGCCCAGCUGCAAGACCUUCAGAAAUACCAUGCCGCGUUGACAGCUCAGGGCAUCGAGGAAGUAGCCAAUUGCAGGCGUGGUGGGCGAAAGCUGCAAUUGCCCUUUGCCCACGGCAGCAGGAACGAAGACGACAUGGCCAUGCGCAUCCUUGUCCUAUUCUUUCCUUGGAUGAAUGAUGUUCAAGAUUCUUCCGAUGCUGUGCCCUACAUCGCUGACCUUUGGCCUUCGGAUGCUCGUAGCUGGCGUGAAGCGCUGUGUAUGCAAGUGAAUAGACGGGGGUAUCCUACGCAGGAGGUGAAGCGCUUCGUUCUCGAUUUCUGCUUCACUUAUUGUCUACCUCGAGAGUAUGAGCUGAUUGACGGCUUAGCAGAAAACAGCGACAACGAAGAUAUCGAAAACGACGUCAACUUUGCGCUGGAUGAGGAGGACGUUCUGGAGGCCGUUCAGACGCACAUCAAGGGCAGCCAGCGGGCCAGGCGAGGAAAGCAUGACCAAGACGAGGAGCUCGACGCGGACAAGGCAGUGGGCAGCAAGCUCCAUGACAUGACGAAACACAUGUUCAGGCUUUCGGCUUCCAUCUGGCUUGAACCAACAAAGGGAGCGCAGCGGGAAGAUGCCCACGUUACCAUCCCCAUGGAAGGCGCAGACGCUGUUGUGGACCACGCCUUGGCAAAGAAGGCCUCUCAAGCCUCAAGGAACCAGGCUGCAAUCGAAAAUCAGCAGUCGCUAGGGCUGCUUGGGGUCAAUGCUGAUGAUGCCAGCGUGCGUGGGCAGGCCCCUCUCACGGCCGCUACAUUGCGAAAUUGGCUCUACAGCCACCACGUCUCGGACAACACCAACAAAGAACAGCACGAACUCUUGAAGCUGGUUGUCGACAGGCUUCUGGUCGAGCUCGAACUGGCACCAAUAGAAGAGACGGCGCUGCAGAAUGCAGAGCCAAUGUGUCACUUGCUACACGGGCCACCUGGCACAGGAAAGUCUCAUUGUCUCAUCUUCUUGCGAGAGCUCUUCGAUCUCAUUGGCUACAGGCAGGGCAUCGACUAUGAGGUGCUUGCGUUCCAAGCGGUCAACGCAGCCUCCCUUGCGGGCAAGACCAUUCAUCAUGCGUGCGGUUUCAGGACAGAGCAACACAGCUCCGGGGACGCAGCAGCGAUUGCAGCAACAACUGCCAAGCGAAUGUCCUAUUGGCGCUGGGUCUUCUUGGAUGAAAUCAGCAUGGUUGGGGCGCAGCUGCUGGGGCGCAUGGAUCACAGGAUCCGAUCAGUCAAAUCUGACGCCGACAAGUUCAAGUUCGAUGGGCAAGGCCAACCAAGGUGGCUUCAAUACCACGACAAGGACACGGAGAACUUGCCAGGCGCCCUACCACUUUGCAUUGGGAUGCCGGUGGCCUUGACAGAGCAUUUGGACAGGUCCGCAGACAAGUGCCUGCUGAAGGGCAGCC